Closterium sp. NIES-67 is the source of this 12193-nucleotide messenger RNA. The record is from the annotation of a GenBank genome assembly. NCBI's taxonomy places the organism in Eukaryota, Viridiplantae, Streptophyta, Zygnematophyceae, Desmidiales, Closteriaceae.
CCUGAUGCCGCUCCCGUUGCAGCUUCACGGGCGAGCAUCACAGCCGCCAUGACCAAGGCUAAACUGACCGAGACGUUACCCGUCUUGCACGGUAGUAGCGUGCCCUUAUCUCGGGGCGUGUUCGUCGUUUGAUAGUCCAGAGUCAUACAGUCUAGUAGCCUCAUCGUUGUUCGUGGAUCUAACCAACGCCAAGUCUUGACAGUCGUGCGAAUUCCGGAGAACCAUCCUGUCGUCGCUGUACCGCGGGCGCUUUAUAGGCUUGCCUAGUGUCGCGCUUCUCGCAGGCGCGCUGGUCGCGAUCGUCGCGCGGCAGCUCAUCCGUGCGCGCCGCCAGCACUCGUCCACGCCUCGAGGGUUCGCGGAAACGACAACGAAAGCGGUACUCGCGGCGGGUGCGAAGCUAGCAGGCCGCAAUAACGAUCGCCCGGUGAUAGUAACGAUUGGCCGGUAACAGAGACUUGCGGCCGGCAACAAUAACGGUUGGGCGGCAUGGUGGCGAGAUCGGAGGUGGAGGCGAUGGUGCAGCUGCUGGGGGCGGAGAAGGCCAAGCAGCGCGAGGAGGGCUUUAAGAUGCUGCAUCGGUACAUGCAGGAGUCGUGCAUGGCGGCCUUGUGCACCGCACUGGACCGAGAGGAGAUGUGGCCCACCCUCAUGGCAGCGCUGUGCACCGCCAUCCACAGGGACGCCCUCGCCACGCAGGGCAGCCGCAGCCGCCGCCCGCAGAGGCAGGCCGUGGCGAGAGAGCUGCGGCGCCUCGUGGAGAUGGCGGACGAACGCGUGCCCCCUCCUCCAUUCGCCCCGCACCCCCUGCGUCUGGCCACCAAGGUGCGUGCGCUGUGCCUGCACAUGAGCGCCACGCUGCCCCUGGCGCCCGCGUUCCUCACGGACUACUGCGAGGCGCUGCACGCGCUGCUCGCCGUGCCCGAUUAUGCAGCGCGCCUUGCCAACACCAAGCCGCUCAAAGACCUCAUGCGCUUCUUCCUGUCUCGCCUCGAGCUGGCUGUGGGCGCUGCACCCGCCACCCCCGCAACCCAACAACCACUGCUGCUGCCGCCAUCCGCUUCAGCCUCACCCUCAGCAACAGCCAGCACUGCUACCGUGUCUAACCUGGAGGCCUUCCACGCAGCUUCCUCUGUGCUGGCUCUGACUCGCUGUGCAGGGGGGGCCGGCUGUCUGGCGGUGCAGCAGCAGCACGACAUGGCGGGCAGCUUCGCCCUCAUCUUCGCCCACCUCACCGAUGUUGGUCGUCUGGCGCGCAAGCUGCUGGCGUGUGUGUGCGCCUUCCUGGCGGAGUGUGGGGCGAACCUGGCUGCAGGGGGUGCGCUGGCGGGGCUGGUGGGCGCGCUGAGGGGCUUCGUGCUGAGGACAUGGCACAGCACACGGGACGAGCAUGUCAUGGAAGGUCUCAUUCUCACCGCCCGCAUGCUCCUGCGCCUCAUGGCUGGAGGCAACUCGCUGGAUGGGGAAGAUGCUCUAGCGGCGGCGGGCGCAGAGGGCAGAGCGGGCAGCAGGGGGGGCCUCCAGGGGGACGUGCUGUCGCUGGUGGCCAAGGAGCUCUCGCGCUCCUCCCACGCCGCUGGGGGGGCUGCUGCUGCUGUGGCCUCUGCCAGCCUGCUGCCCGGCCUGGACGUGCGAGCAGUUGCAGCAGCGUCCAAGUCAUCGCUGCACUCCUCAUCCACCGUGGGGCAGUCCCACUGGCCCAUCAUGGACCUCGCCGCCUCACUGCUCUUCCAGCAGCAACUGCAGCACUUGCCACCAUCAUCGCAAGCACCUCCGUUGGCAGGAGCAAUUUCGGGCGAAGACAGCCGCCCUGCAAAGAGGCGAAGGACUGGCGGUGCUGGCAGUGCAGUAGUGAGCAGCAUGGGAGUGGGGUCGGUGGCAUUGGCAGGAGCCCGUGAUGGUGGUGCUGAUAGGUCAGGUGCUGCUUCCGUGUGGGCCGUGCUGGAGGAGCACAUCGGACAAGGCAGCGCGCCCUGGCUGACAGCUCUGUGUGUGCUGCUGUGUGACCAUAGCCACCCCAUCCCACUACACGCCCUCCACGGCUGGCUCGCCCUCCUGCACUCGCACCUUGCCAGGUGGAUUCAGGACGCCCGUCAGAAGGGCUCUCUCCCAACGGCCAUCUGGGCGCUCAGGUGCCUGGAGCAGCUCUGUAUGUGUCUCUCCGCCUCACACCUGCGACACCUCUCGGGCCAAGCAUCUCACAGCAGCAACGCCACACCAGCAGUGCAGCCACACCCUGGGCGCGCCUCACCUGCUGCUCUCUGGCAGUGCGUGUGGGCCGAGGUCACAGCUGCCCUCCCUGCUCUGCCCAACGCCCUGGUGGAGCCCUCUCUCGCCCUCCUCUCCGCCUUGCUGCAAUCAGGAGCCCUGCAGGACGUGACUGUUCACAAGGAGCUGCUGACGCUGCCGCAGUUCAAGGAGGGUGCCCCUCUCGCCAGUGAAACUCUGCAGUUCGCAGUCUCACUGCUCUCCAAUAAAAGCUUCCAGCGCCAAGAGGCGUCGCUGCUGGCACUGGAUCCAGCCUCCACCUCUCCCCUCAGCUCCGCACGUCUUGCGCUGCUGCAGUGGCUGCUCGCAGGAAUGAAGAGCGAGGCUCAUGCCACGCCCAGGGAACCUGAGUCCUCUCACCCGAUCACCAUGCGCACUGUUCUUCACCGCACUCACCGCGCGCCUGCCCCAUGGUUGGUUGCAGCGGCCCUGUGUGCGACAGUGACAGGCGAGGCACCGUGGUGCUGUGCUGCUGGCACUGCACCUGCUACUGCUGCCCGUGCUGAUGCUGGCUCUGCUGCCUCCUCCUCCUCUUCCCAGUUCUCCUUGGCCGCUUCUUUCCACCGCGACUGGUGGUUCCCUCUGCAUGAGGACGUGAGGGACAUGGAGGCGUCCCUCCCCCGCCUGGACCGCACCCCGCACAGCCUCGUCGCAGCAGCGGCAGGUUCCGCGGCUGCCGCAGCAACAGCUGCAGCAGACACAGUCUUGCCGCAUGGCAUGUCUUCUCCUGCUGCUCUCCCUCCUUUCUCGUCCCCUCCGUGGCUUGCGGCCUGCCAGCAACGACACCAAGAGACAUCUCCCCCCGUAUCCUCCUCCUCUCCUCCAUUCCCAUCCCCACACUCAACGGCCCCCACUCCCUCUCGCUCUCUGCUCGACUCGUCCCGCGUUCUCACUCUCUCGCGAGCAGCCCUCUCUGCACUCUCCUCACUGACCUGCCGUCCAGCCAGUGGGGCGAGCGGGAAUGGAAGUGGAGUAGGUGGGUUUGGCAGUGCAGAAGUGGGUGGUGAGGUGGCAAGAGGGGAGGGGGAGUGGCUAGAGCCCAGAGGCUCAGCUGGCAGUGCUGGGGAGGGCAUCGUGGGUGGCGCUGGCGGAAGGGGGAGUGCAAGCAGCGGGGGUGACAGUAAGCAAGCACACAGCCUAAGGCUCGCUGCGGUGGGGCUGCACUGCUGCCGGCUGCUCUCUCACUCCUCCUUCACAAGCUCUCUUCCUCCGGACCUCCUUCCCGGGAGUCGUCUUGAGAAGCAGAGCCUCCAGACUGCUCUAACAGCUCUUGCACCAUCCACCACACCUCUCCACCACUCUGCACCUAGCGCCCCUGUGGACCCUCCCUCGUUCUCGCUCCUCCACGACCUCCUCUGCGUCCUCCCCCGCACCCCCUCGUCCCUCCCCCUCCUCGCCGCCAUGCUGCGCCUCACCACGGACUGCUACAAGACCAUUGCUCAGGCAGCUUCAGCUGCCACAGAAGCCGCGGCAACAGGAGCAGAGGCAGGAGGCACAGGAGGGGGGGAAGGUGCACUGGUACUGUCACACCCACCAAAAUCUGCCAUCCCCCCCGGCGCCAGGGGGUAUGUGGAUGAUGACUUUGACGACGACUGGGAGUUUCACCAGCCGUCUGCACGGCAAGCUACAGCUGGGAGAGGUGGGGCAAGGGGGAGGCUGGGUGGGACGGGGUCUAGGUCAGGGGCAGUUCUCGCCAGCUUCCAAGCCCAGCAGCAGCAGCAGCAGCAGGUGGUGGAGGUGGGGGAGGAGGAGGCGCGCAUCUUUGACAACGACCUGGACGCGCCAGGCGUGCCGUCGCAGGCGCCGGUGCUGCACAGCCAUAGGCAGACCCAGAGUGGCUGGCGGGAUGCUGCAGGUGGGGCUGCCGCUGCUGCCAGUGCCAGUCGGGGUCUUGGUGGAGGUGCUUUGACGCAGUCGAGUGGUGGUGGCGGUGCAACAGCAGCGGCGGAGGUAGCAAUGGGGGCGGUGUGGUUCCUUGGGUGUGUGGCGGAGCUGCUCCCAGCAGCAGCGUGCAGGGAGGCGUCAUGGCUACUGGAGCUGAAUGACAACUCGGAGUGCUGCUGGCAGCUACUCUGCGUGCUCGCAUCACACGCAGAGCUCUCCCUCGCACUCCAACCUGUGGUGUCAGCGUUUGAAUCGCCCGAGUGCAUGGCAGCGCACUCCCAUCGCACGCAUCUCCUUCGCCUCGCAGCCAUGGCCGCGUCUCGCCUUACUGCCCACAGGAAAGGCGCCCUGCCGCCCUCCUUGCUCCAGGAAGAGGACGCAGAGCGCGCAGAGGGACCAGAGGCAUGGGGUCGUACGACUGUUCAUGAUGCAGAUGCGGAGCAGGCACAGCAGGCAAUGCAGGCAGCAGUGCUGGCAGUGCUGGAUGAGGGCGUGCCCGCCCCUGCUGCGCGCAUCCACCUCGCCAAUGCCCUCCUCGCGCUUACCCUGCUCGGCUCCACUGACCUGUUUGAGCCGCUGUUUGAGCUGCUGGGCGACAGGGACUACGGGGUGCGCCUGUACAUGUGCCGUGUGCUGCCUGCGCUCUUCCUCAAGUGGGAGGACCACCAUGCCAUGCUGAACGACACUCUGUCGAAUGUCAAGACGCUGUCUCUCGCACCCUCACCCACCCUCUCCGUCUCCACGCUCCACCUGCCCUCUGACACUGCCGCCACCGCCACUCCUCCUGCUGCCGCCACCCCCUCUGCCAGCCCUGCUGCCCGCCGCGGGCUGCCUCUGCUUGCGGGCGCAGCGGGGAGGAGCGCGCUGAUGGCACUCAGGGGCAGCGAUGGGCGGAGCGGCGGGGGGAGAGAGGAAGGGGAGGGUGAAGGCGCAGAGGGGAGUGGAGGGGCAGAGGAGGAGAGAGUGAGGAGGGAGGUGGGGCGGAUGGAGAGGGGUCGGGUGGAGACGAGUGUGGUGCUGCUGGGGAGGAUAGCGGAGAGCAGCGACGCCGUGGAGGACGAGGUCGUAUUUCUCAUCAUGGCAGCCACUGCCCUCGGCCUUGCUCGCAUCGAGCUAGCUGGUGCAGUCGUGGGUGCAGCAGCAGCAUCGCUGGGCUACCCCAGUGCGACCCAGUACCUCGCCAUUCUCCUCCCUUCCAUCGCCAUGCGCUGGGCAGCCUCAGACCCCAUCCUUCUGCCGCUGCGUGCCCUCGCACAGGUUAUAAUGAGCCUGGAGCGAGCUGCUGCCAGUGGGGAAGUGGGCGCGGGUGCACAUGGUGAUGCAUGUGUAGGUGACGGCACGGGUGAUGGCGGUGGAGGGGACAGGGACUCCUGGGAGGAGAACAAGGCAGAGCGAUGCAAGGGAGCAGAGGGGGCAGAAGGAGCAGGAGCGGAUGUGAAGGCAUGGAGGAGGAUGGCACCGCUUGUGCUGCCCACGCUGCUGCUGCUGGGGAGAGACAGCGACGUGCAGUGGCUGGCAGAGGUUCUCCAAACGUCCGUCCCCGCGCUUCUCAAAGACACCUUCUCAGACGUGUUUGCGUCGCUGCUGCCGUUCCGCCAGUCAGAGCUUGACACGUGGCAGAAGGAGGUUGCAACAGGUGUGCUGAAGACAGGGAUGCUGGCCCUGGCAGGGUGGAGUGAGGCGGACAGGGAUGAGCUGCUGACCAAGCACAUGGUGCCCAUCAUCGCCACUCUCCUUCGCCUUACGUGCACCCACCAGCACCCAUCGCUGCCGUACUUCCCCGCUCACACCAUCCGAGCCACCAUAUGCCAUCUCCUUGAUACUACCGUUGACUCUGCUCCGUCGACCAGCACAACCCGUGUGCCUCCCUCUGCCGCACCGCCUUGCACCUCCCUCCUGCUGACGGACAGGCUCAACAUUCUGCGACCAGCAAAUGUGUUCACACUACUGCUCUCGCUGCACAAGGCAGCUGUAGCAGCCUGCAGUCCACGUCAUCGCUGCCACGUCAUCGCUGCGCUGUCAGUGCUGGUUGAUCUUCUGGCCGACAGAGUCACUGCACCGCCCACUUUCAGGUACCUGGUGCACGUGCUGCUCGCCUGCCUACCCGUCUCUGCGCCCUCUUGGCCACACCCUUCCUCUCCCAUCUGCUCCUCCCAGCUGCCGCUCUCUCAGAGCCCCUCCACUCCAUCGCAGUCGCCCUCAUCAGCAGCAGCGGUGGCGGUGGCGUGCCUGGAGGUGCUGGCGCAGGUGGUAGCGGUAGCGCACAGCAGCAAUGGGAAGGCAAGCAGUGAAACGGCUGCCUGUGCUGUGCUGGAUCAGAGCGAGGUCAGUCUUAUUCAAACUGGGACUCACGUUGCUGGCUUGGACCAUCUCCCAUAUCAGCAGGCGAUCAUGUCCCAUGUGCUUGCCCUCUGCGUGCCUCCAUCAAGGGCAGCACCAGGGGGCGAGCUGCCAGAGGUGCUGUUGGAGUUGCUGAGGGGCUUCACACUGGAUGCACCGCUGCCGCUGAGGGACCGCCUCAAGCUCCUGCAGGUGCCAGCAGCAGCAGUGGCAGCCCACCCUGCACUUGCCCCCAUCGCCGACUCUCUCUCCUCUCUCUCCCAAGACCUGCCUCUGCCACACCUGCUGGCACAGCUUGCCUCUCGGGCCGCCAGCCUUUCCCCAGCAGUUCUUGCACAGAGCCUGCAAGCAGCAUGCGAGCACCUCUCCUCGCGCAAGCAAGACCUCUGGCUUGACACCGCUGCUGUUCAAGAUAGCCCAGGCUUGGAUGAAGGGGAGGCUGCGACUGACAUGCCCCGGCCCAUCCCUGAAGCGCUUUCUGCCACAUGGCAGCUGCUGCAGCUGUCAAGGCAGAUGAGCGAAUCGGAUCCCAGCACGCACACCAUCAGGGCAUGCCUGGGCCGACUUCUGGCCACACUGGGCCUGUGGGACGCGUCCGCAGUCUCCUUCAGGCUUCCUGCCACAGCAGCAUCUGCGCCAGCAAGUGUUACUCUAGUGAAUGCUGAUCCGGCAGGCGAGGGCAUAGAGGAGGGUGUGAUUGUAUCCGUGCUGGCGCUGCUGGGUAGCCUCCUGGUGGACCCCGAUGUGAACGUCAUCCAGCUCGCCGCUCAAACCAUCGAGGCCAUUCUCAUGACGGAGCGCGGCCACCGGGUCUUCACUGCCAAGGACUUUCCACAAAAGAAGUACCUCCAGGCACACAUAAAGACGGUCAACGCCGCCCGUGCACAGCAGAUCAUCCAGCGAUUGAAGGAGGAAGCAGCAGCCUCCACCCCUCAACUGCACGACCCUUCGCCCUGGCUGGCGGUGGGGUCGACGCAUGAGGAGUGGGUGCGGCGGGUUGUGCCUCUGCUCAUUCUGCACGCCACAGACGACAUUCUCACUCUGUGCGGUCCCCUGUGCGCCGUGAACACCCCGCUGGCGGAGCUGCUGUUCCCGCACGUGCUCGCCAGCCUCGCGGCCUCGCAUGCUCCCACCAGCCACCUCUGCCGCACUGUGUCUGCCCAGCUAUCAACGCACAUCCUGCACGCUGCGCACGUGGUGUCGCUGCGCUCGCUGCAGCUGCUGCUGGACGCCCUCAGCGCCCUCAGGGCAUGCAACGUCCGCGCGCGCAUGGCCCCUCCACCCCACACUGCCGCAGCUGCUGCUGCCCGCGGUCAGAGCUCUGCUGUCGGUGCUCGGAGGACUGCUGCCAAGACCCCAUCCACAGCAGCGCCCAGCACGCUAGAGGCAGCAACGCGCACAGCAGCGGGCGGGACAGCGAGCAGCAACAAGGGCAGGAGAGGGGGCAGGCGGGCGCCCAAGGCUGCUGCUGCAUCGCCUGCAGGGGGUCAGGCGCUAACAGCAGCGGGUGCGGAAGCAGAAGAUGCUGUAGCAGGUGAAGGCGACGGCGAGGAGAGGGGAGCUGACUGUGACGAGGGAGAGCCGGAGUCCCCUCAGCACUGGCAAUCCCCCGUGUGGCUGCAGUUGGACCUGCUCACUCUCGCACGGGCAGCACAGCGCUGUGGGGCGUCGUUGUCGGCCAUCCUGUACACGGAGCUCUGGUGCGAGCACCGCUUCGGACGCCCAACGCUGGGCGAGCCGAGCUUCGAUGACGAAUCCGAUGCUGUGCAGCCCCACGAGGACGUGCUGCUGGCGUGCUACGCCGCUGUCAAUGAGCCCGACGCCAUCUAUGCCGUCGCCCGCACCAACAAGCUGUCGUCUCGGCUGGCCAUCGACCGCCACGAGGGGCGCUGGGAGAAGGUGCUUCAGACCCUGGACCACACCAUGUCGCACCGCACUGCACCUGCUGCCUUUGCUGUUGCUGCUGGUGGUGCUGCUGAUGUUCCCCCUGCGUCCACUGCAGCUGCACCCUCGUUGCAGUUGCAGUCGCAGUCACUGCAGCAGGGGGUGAUGGCGGCACUGCAGCACAUGGCGUGCUCCCACGUGCUGCAGGCGUACUGGCGGGGCACCGUCGCAGGUGCUGCUGCCGCCACUGCGGGCACAGCAGCAGGAGUGUCUGUUCGAGAGAGAGCGGACUUUCUAGAGCUCCAGUACGAAGCUGCGUGGAAGAUGGGCAAGUGGGACCUGCCAGCUGCUCAGCUCGCAGGCUCGCCACAGGCACAUGCCUCUUCCUUCUCCUUUGCGCCUUCCACAGUGGCACCUGCUAGCAGCACGCCAGACCUCAGCAUCUCUCAUGGCUGUGGUGCUGGCUUCCAUGCAGCGCUGUACAGCGCCCUCAAAGCGCUUCACGAGGGCGACUGUGCGUCAUCCGUGGCCACUGCUGCUGCCGCCCACCAGGCCAUUGUCUGCCAGCUGGCAUCCACGUCAGCAGAGAGUGCUCUGCACAUCAACUCCCGUCUGGUACUUCUCCAGGCGCUGGAGAAUGUUCAAGAGGCGGCAUCUCUUAACCUGUCCUGUGGUUCCGGCCAAGCCAACCCGGCACUGCCAGCUCAGCAAACACAGUGGCAGCUGCACACGUGGCAGCGCCAGCUGGCAGCAUGUGGGAGCAGCUUCCGGCUGCAGGAGCCGCUGCUGAGCUGUCGGGGGGCGUACCUGCGGGCGACCAGCCAGCAUGCUGCGCUGCCGCUGCACCUGCUGGAGGCCGCCAGCCUGUGCCGCAAGGCGCACCUGGUGAGCCAGGCCACAGUGCAGGUGCAGUGCCUUAAGGACGCGUGUCGCAGCCUCACAGCAAGCGACCAGUCAGCCAGCUCUGCGGCGGCGGGCAGUGGUGUGUGGGCGUGGGGCGUGGAGGGCGUGGGGUUCUGUGGGCGUGUGGAGGAGGCGAAGCUGCUGGCGGCGGAGGGGCGGCAGGACAUGGCGGUGCGCCUGCUGCAGCACCUGCUGCGCGCCGACCUGCACUCCACUGCCUCUCACGGGACCAAUGCGCCCUCCGCCUCUCCUGCUGCCACUGCUGCUGCAUGCGUGCCCGUACCAGACCGCGUGUACACGCUUGGCUUAGCAGCCAAGUGGCUCGGGGAGACUCGCUCUAUCAGCUCGUGGCACCCACGGCACCUGAUUCAGCCGGGGUGGCCUCUGAAGGCACAGAAUGAGUCACCUGACUCCAUUUCUCUCCCUCGCUUCCUUCCCUCCUCUCUCCGCCCGUCCCCCCCCCCCAGCUCGCGUGUGGUGCUGAGCGACUACCUGUGGAGGGCGGUGGACCUCACAGUGCUAUCCCAGCUCGACUCCUCCUCCGCUGCCUCUGCCACCCAAGGCUACACCUCCUUCCCCUUUGCCGCCAACUGGCGCCAGCAGCAAGAGGAGAGGCAGCGAGAGCACCAGGUGCAGGAAGGGCGGAGCGAGCAGCAGGGUGGGGAGAAUGGGGAGCAGCAGCAGCAGGUUGGGCAGCGGCAGCAGCGGUGCGUGGUGUACUUCCAAAUGGCGCGCUACGUGGACGGGCUGUUCGUGGUGCUGCACGCGCGCCUGCACUCCCAGCAGUGGCAGGCGGCGCAGGACCUGAGGAAGCACAAGCGGAAGGAGGUGGAGGAGAUGACGAAGCGAGUGAAGACUUCCAGAAGAGAGGAGGAGCGGCGGGUGUACCAGGCGAAGAUCAUGGAGCUGCAGAAGCAGCUGGCCGUGGACGACAGCGAGGCCACCGAAAUGCAGGGCGAGCACGACAUGUACCUGCGGGCUGCUCUGGAGAAUUACAGGGAGUGCCUUCUGGCGGCUGACACCUACGACAUCAAAGUGGUGUUUCGGCUGAUGGCGCUGUGGUUCACGCUGCUGAGCGACGACACCGUGGACAUCGUCAACGCCCAGAUGCUCAAGACCAUCCACACCGUGCCGUCGUACAAGUUCCUCCCCCUCGUGUACCAGAUCGCAUCGCGCAUGAGCGAGCACGACGCACACGGCUCGCCGCCAGUGGAUGCGGAGAAGCCCGACUUCCAGACAGUGCUGACGACUCUGGUCAAGCGAAUGGCAGACGACCAUCCCCUGCACACCGUGCCUGUGCUGUUGGCGCUGGCCAACGGCAACAGGGUGCGCACCACACAGCGCGGCCGCAAUCUCUUUGUUGUGGACGAGGAGAAGAUCCAGGCGGCAAAGGCUGUCCUUAGUGGCAUGGCUGAGCGGCACAAGCCCUUGCUGGCCGAGAUGCAGCAGCUGAUGGACCUCUACAUUCGCCUUGCGGAGAUGGAGACCAGCAAGGAGGAUGUCCUCCGUGCGAAGCAGCUUCCAAGAAACUUUCGCAGCGUUAGAGACCUCUUGCUGGUGCCUGUGCUCACAGCGUGUGUGCCAGUGGAUCGCACAUGCCGCUAUGCGCAGGGGUCCUUCCCUGCCUUCUGCGGGCUCAAGGACACCAUCAAGGUGAUGCACGGGGUGAAUGCGCCCAAGGUGGUGGAGUGCGUGGGGUCGGAUGGCUGCGCGUACAAGCAGCUGGCCAAGUCAGGCAACGACGACCUCCGGCAGGACGCAGUGAUGGAGCAGCUGUUCGCACUCGUCAACUCGCUGCUUCAAGCCCAUGGCAGCGCCAGCAAGCGCCGCCUCGCCAUCCGCACCUACAAGGUGGUGCCCUUCACGCCCAGCGCGGGAGUGCUCGAGUGGGUGGACGGCACACUGCCGCUUGGGGAGUACCUUCUGGGAAGUUCGCGCAAGGGAGGCGCGCAUGCGCGGUACGGUGGCGCGGAUUGGCCCUUCAUGACGUGCCGUGAAGUGAUGACCAGGGAGAGGGACAAGAAGCAGGCAUUCGACAAGGUCCUCCAGAAUUUCCACCCUGUGAUGCGCCACUUCUUCCUCGAGCGCUUCCUGCUACCCUCCGACUGGUUCGACCACCGCCUCACGUACACGCGCAGCGUGGCUGCCACCUCCAUGGUGGGGUACGUGGUGGGGUUGGGCGACCGACACUCGAUGAACAUUCUGCUGGACGAGCGCACCGCCGAGGUGGUGCACAUUGACCUGGGGAUAGCCUUCGAGCAGGGCGCCAUGCUCAAGACGCCAGAGAAGGUGCCCUUCCGCCUCACACGAGACAUCAUUGAUGGCAUGGGAGUGUGCGGAGUGGAGGGGGUGUUCCGGCGGUGCUGUGAGGCAGUGCUGUCAGUGAUGCGAGAGAACAAGGAGGCGCUGCUCACCAUCAUUGAGGUGUUCAUCUAUGACCCUCUUUACAAGUGGGCACUCUCCCCGCUUAAGGCGCUGCAUCGACAAAAGAUGGAGGAGAGCGAGGAGGCACUGGAGGAGUCUGCGGGGUGGGAGGAGGAGAGCGGCGUGGCGAUGGAGGGCAACGAGGAGGCCACGAGGGCGCUGCUGCGAGUCAAGCAGAAGCUCGAGGGGUUUGAAGACGGGGAGAUGCGCAGCCUGGCCGGGCAGGUGCAGCAGCUGAUCAAGGAUGCACAGGAUCCCACCCGCCUCGCCAUCAUGUUUCCAGGAUGGGGAGCAUGGCUGUAGCUUGGUUGUAGCAUGGCUACACGAAUAGUUGUUCGCAUGGUUGUGGCUGUUCAGUAUAGGUUAGACUCCACUCCUGUUCAGUAUGGUUGUGGUUCCUAUAGCUUCAAAUAUCUAAUCUAGAUAGUAUAUGAUGACCCUCUCUAAUAAAGUUCGGGAUGAGAUUUUUCAAGCCUCAUUGAGAAAGAGG